GCUGAGUAAUGUUGCAAAUAAAUUUUCCCUUUUUUAUUUUAAGAUGAUGUUAGUGGAUAUGAAAAGUUUAAUAUAUAGGAUAAAUAACUCUGGAAUUUGAAGUUUUCUAUUUUUCUAAAGUUAAAGCAUGGACCAUGCCAGGGCAAGUUUCCCUGUACUACCACGCCAGUGUGCUUCCAUGCCUGCAGGGACAACAAGUGCUGGCCAGCUGGUAGUUUUGCCACUGUCUUCGUUCUUUAAGAAGUAACAUUGUCUACAAGAGCAGCAAAGAGUCCUGUGGCACCUUAUAGACUAACAGACGUAUUGGAGCAUGAGCUUUUGUGGGUGAAUACCCACUUCGUCAGAUGUAUGGAUGCUAAUAGUGAUAUGGACACCUCCCCACUAGAAACUGAACAGACCACGGAAGGAUUUCACGUUGACCACCAAACAGAAAUCUGAUAUGGCCAGCUCAUGACUGCUACUGACCUGUGCUGGAUUCAAACUAAAAAUAAAUAGCUUCUCUACUCCUUUUUCAGUUUGCUAAAAUCACCUCUCCAGUCCCUUUCUUUUUUUCUUUCAAUUCUUAGAGUGUUGAUGUAAGUGAAGUAUCAAUAACAAUGGCUUGGGCCAAAAGUGUAAUGUCUGAUGUUCCCUACAUUGCUCUGUGUCUGCACACUGGGCUUUCUGCUCUACAUGUCUCUUUUAUUUCUGGGUGUUCUCAUGAAUGGUUGGGAUUAAUUUCAUAGAGGUUUUUAGUGUAUUGUGAACCUUGAAAACAUAAGGGAUACUAUUUCUCUGGGGCCAGAGGCCUGUGGCUCGCUGGCUCAUUAGCCCCACCUGCUGCACCUGAGAAAGAGUUGGAACUUAAUUAACUGACUCUUGGAAAAAGAGGGCAGAAGGAAAUGGAGGAGGGGAUUGCAACAACCUCCAGAAAGCUGAGGUACCAAGGGCUAUUCCCUCAGUGGACUGCUAUGGGAGCUACUGCACAGAGGAAUUGCUCCAGGAACCACAUGGACAGACGGGAGAUACUGUGGGGUCCUUUUUUUGCUGAGCCUCCGAGGCUGUGGAAAUGGCAAAUACCUUCAUAUCAAUUCUCAAACCUAUAAGCUGGGCUGUGAUUACUGCUUCCCUUUGGUGGAGUCAGCACGAAAUGAUGGCCAUGAAGUAAUGGUGUGUCAUAGUCUGUGCCUGCCAUAUCGGAAUGAGUGUUUUGAUGCUGUCUUAUCCAUUGCUGUGAUCCACCAUUUUUCAACAAAGGAGCGGCGCGUGCGAGCAAUAAAGGAGAUGGCUCGCACCUUGAGAGUAGGUGGCCAGAUGAUGAUAUACGUGUGGGCAAUGGAGCAAAAACGGCGAAAAUUUGAAAAGCAGGAUGUCUUUGUUCCUUGGAAUCUUUCACCACCUUCCUGGACCUUGAGUAACACUUGUUCGCGUGGAAUACAGAACUCAAUUAAUCAAAAGGACAAAAGGCUGGCUUUGGACCAACACUCCGCUAAGUUAGCUGGCACUUUAAAAGCACACAGGCAAACAAGAAGCUCAUCCUUUGUGGGGAAGAAGGAAACCACACACACCUUAUUUGAAAAAUCCCUGAGAUGGUCUCUCUUUUCAAGAUCGCUUGAUUCAGUAUUAGACUUGAGUAAUCAGUGGCGCCAAAGAGAGCGUAGCACAUUUUCCAAUUGCAAUAUUCAGCUGGAUGAAUUAAACAAGGGAAAGCUUUUUGAACAAAUCAGGCAAGGUGGCUUUAUGAAGCAUAUUUCCAACUUGUCUUUGCGUUGCAGGCAGAAUUCUGAAGAUAAUGCUUCUGAAGUAGCUGUAGAACCAGGGUCACCUAUGAUAUGUCACCCAGUGCCUUUCAAAAAUUGUUAUUCAGAAUUAGGCCAGGACACUAAGCAGCCCCCAAUGUCUCCAGCUAUAAUUCAUGACUGCAGCAGAGUAUGUUUACCUGACCUGGUUUCCCAUCAAAAAGAUGUCAAACAGCAACUUAAAAUAGAUUAUCACCCAAAACAAUCAGCUUUCCGCCAACUCCAAAACAGAAGCAAAACAGACAGCUCUCUACAGGAUACAGAUAAUGAUUGUUCCAUGGCCAUGUGGAACAAACAGCCGCAAAGGAGUCCUAGUGGGGCUUGUCUUAGGUACUACCAUGUUUUUAAAGAAGGGGAGUUGGUUGAACUGAUAGAACGUCAUGUUCCUGAGCUACAUGUUAUUCAUUCAUACUUUGACCAUGCAAAUUGGUGUGUGAUUGCAGAAAAGGUUCACGUGUGGAAGAUCUAGGGGAAGAUUUUCAAAGGCACAAGUGCCUGGCUGCAUUUGAAAGUCAAUGGGAGUUCGGUGCUUGGUGCCUUUGAAAUCGUCCCCCAGGCUUUUUAUCCCCAUCUUGUGCUUUGACUCUCUGUGUGACUUUGUUUCUUUUGUUCUGUACUUGACUGUCACAGUCAUAUACCCUUUUAAAAUCAUUUUAUAGAAACAUUUCCUUCUAUAAUUGUAAUUUCUGGUUGGAUACAUUUUAAGAGCUUUUUCCAUGGUUUUUUAACAGUAGCUGUCAGUUUUGGUUUUUGUUGUUUUAGAAUAGUUAAAAUGCAUUUAUAAAUUUUCCUGUUGGGAUGUUUUUAUAUGGAUAUUAAAGAUGUUUGUUA
Messenger RNA from Mauremys mutica (yellowpond turtle), 2609 nucleotides. Its product is annotated as probable tRNA methyltransferase 9B. Gene Ontology annotation, molecular function: S-adenosylmethionine-dependent methyltransferase activity; tRNA binding. The record is from RefSeq and is a predicted model, not a curated record. Gene Ontology annotation, cellular component: cytoplasm; nucleus. NCBI's taxonomy places the organism in Eukaryota, Metazoa, Chordata, Testudines, Geoemydidae. Gene Ontology annotation, biological process: tRNA wobble uridine modification. The transcript has 3 exons. The coding region runs from base 1147 to 2247 and encodes 366 amino acids.